GGCCAGGAAGUGAGGAGGGGCGGGGGUUUAUGAGGAGGCCGGGGGAGCGUUGGGGCGGAUUUGCACUCAGGUCCAGCUGAGGCACUUGCCGGUGGUGCUCCCCUCGGUCCCCUCCCCUCUCCUCGCCUGAGACGCGCCUGUCGUCCCGGGGGUAGGGGACUGUGAGUGGAGGGGUGGGCUGGUCCGGAGGGCAUUUCCUUUGGCCUCGCCACAGGCAGGGUGUGGAGGAGCAGGGCUUGGGGUGGGCACGGGUCUCCUGGGCUUCUGAGAAGGAAGACCCUCCCGCCCCCCCCCCCGGCCCCCACCGCACUCGUACACUGGCUGACUGGACACUAAGAUGGCUGCCGUUGCCAUGACACCAAACCCUGUGCAGACCCUUCAGGAGGAGGCGGUGUGCGCCAUCUGCCUCGACUACUUCACGGACCCCGUGUCCAUCGGCUGCGGGCACAACUUCUGCCGAGUGUGUGUAACCCAGUUGUGGGGCGGGGAGGAUGAGGAGGACCGGGAUGAGUUGGAUCGGGAGGAGGAGGAGGAGGUCGGAGAGGAGGAAGAAGUGGAGGCUGUCGGAGCAGGCGGGGGUUGGGACACCCCCAUGCGGGAUGAAGAUUAUGAGGGUGACAUGGAGGAGGAAGCCGAGGAGGAAGAGGAGGGUGUGUUCUGGAGUAGUGGCAUAGGCGGGUCCAGCUGGGACAACAUGGACUAUGUGUGGGAGGAGGAGGAGGAGGAGGAAGAUCUGGACUAUUACUUGGGAGAUGUGGAGGACCUGAGGGGGGAAGAUGAGGACGAGGAGGAGGAAGUGCUGGAGGAAGACGAGGAAGAGGAGCUGGAUCCGAUCACCCAGCUGCCACCUCCUCCAGCCCCACGGAGGUGCUUCACUUGUCCCCAGUGUCGAAAAAGUUUUCCUCGGCGGAGCUUCCGCCCCAACCUGCAGUUGGCCAACAUGGUCCAGGUGAUUCGUCAGAUGCAUCCAACCCCUGGUCGAGGGAGUCGUGUGAAUGAACAAGGCAUCUGCCCGAGGCACCAAGAAGCCCUGAAAUUGUUCUGUGAGGUGGAUGAGGAAGCCAUCUGUGUGGUGUGCCGAGAAUCCAGGAGCCACAAACAGCAUAGCGUGGUGCCAUUGGAGGAGGUGGUGCAGGAGUACAAGGCCAAGCUACAAAGUCAUGUGGAACCACUUAGGAAGCACCUAGAGGCUGUGCAGAAGAUGAAGGCCAAGGAGGAGAGGCGGAUGACAGAACUGAAGAGCCAGAUGAAGUCAGAGCUGGCAGCUGUGGCCUCAGAGUUUGGGCGCCUAACACGGUUUCUGGCUGAAGAGCAGGCAGGACUAGAGCGGCGCCUCCGAGAGAUGCAUGAAGCUCAGUUGGGACGUGCAGGAGCAGCAGCCAACCGUCUUGAGGAGCAGGCUGCCCAGCUAAGCCGCCUGCUAGCUGAGGCCCAAGAACGGAGCCAGCAGGGGGGCCUGCGGCUGCUACAGGACAUCAAGGAGACUUUCAAUAGGUGUGAAGAGAUACAGUUGCAGCCCCCAGAGAUUUGGUCCCCUGACCCAGGCCAACCCCAUAGCCAUGACUUCCUGACAGAUGCCAUUGUGAGGAAAAUGAGCCGGAUGUUCUGUCAGGCUGCAAGAGUGGACCUGACGCUGGACCCAGAUACAGCUCACCCAGCCCUUAUGUUGUCCCCUGAUCGUCGUGGGGUCCGCCUGGCAGAACGUCGGCAGGAGGUUCCUGAACAUUCCAAGCGCUUCUCAGCUGACUGCUGUGUACUAGGGGCCCAGGGCUUCCGUUCUGGCCGUCACUACUGGGAGGAGCCUAAACAACUUCCUAGACUCCCUCCAGCUCAGUCUUCUCUCACCUACUUUGUCUAUCUGACAGGUCUGCAUGGGUCCCUGAUAAUGAGAACAGCUGCUUGAUCUUCCCUCCCUGUCUGCCUAGCUCAGUCCAGCUCUGGGUCCCAGUUUGAGUAGGAUGAUGAGUGGAGAUUAUAAUUUUAUUCCUUCUCUUUUCCACAUCUACUCUUCAACCCUUGUCAUUUCUGAGGCUGGAGGGUUUGGGCAAGACCUGCUCAUUCCAAUUCUAUGUUUUGGUGCAAGCCCCAGCUAAGGGAUUUGGAAGCUUUUGUGGGAAGGCAGGCUGGGCAAAAGGGUAGAGCUAGGUAAAGUCUACUUUUCUUGGGGAAGUAGGAACUCUAAGCUUUCCUUCCACCCCCAAUUUCUACCUCCAUAGACUGGCCAGAAUUUAGCUUCAGUGAGAUCUGGAAUGGUCGACUUGACACCGCACACUAUUACAUGACCCAAUAAAUUAUUUUCUCUCCGUCUUACAGCUUUCUUAUUUAGGAGCUAAGCUCCUCACACCUUACCCCUCCUCCAAGUCUUCACUGCCAGGCUCUUUCCCCAUUUUCAGUUUCUGGCCUCUCCACACUUUUUAGUUCCAUUUUGGUAAGCCCUGUUGGGGUGCUUGGACAGGGGUCUGGAUCCUUGGGAGAGCCUUGGGUAUAAUCUAUUUUUCUAGUAACCCCUUGCCUUCUGUCACUUAACAGCUUUUGUCCUCUGCUUUGGUGGCUGAGGUCAAUUCAUGUUCUUGGGGGGAAAGGUGGGUUGUGUUGCAGAAAUAAAGUGUUUAUUUGCUGC
This is a messenger RNA of Peromyscus leucopus (white-footed mouse), 2620 nucleotides long. RefSeq names its product tripartite motif containing 41 (gene Trim41). The record is from RefSeq and is a predicted model, not a curated record. Gene Ontology annotation, molecular function: protein binding; zinc ion binding. Gene Ontology annotation, cellular component: nuclear body. The transcript is spliced from 7 exons. NCBI's taxonomy places the organism in Eukaryota, Metazoa, Chordata, Mammalia, Rodentia, Cricetidae. The coding region runs from base 338 to 1903 and encodes 521 amino acids.